AUGACCGCGGUUGUGACGGCAACGGCGACGGCAACGACGACGACGACGGUGGCGACGAGUCGGGUAAUCAAGCCUGUGCGCGUCGUAUCCAAUCCCGGCUCACCGAGGACGCGAAAGUUACAGCGUGAAUCUUCCAUCAACAAAGAGGCGGAUGAGUCCAAGGUUAAACCCAUAAAAAUCCAAGAUGUGAAAAGUGUGAAGAAAGAGCAACAGACCAAAAUCGCCAAACCGGUAGUGGAAACCGUUACGAAGGUUUCCCGCGUUCGGCAACCAGUAGUGCCAAAGGGUGGCUCCAUUAUUACCAGCAGAACACCGGCAAAACCUUCCAUCGGCAGUCCCAUCCAUCGUCCGGUUGCGAAACCACUCGCCACAAAACCGUACGCUCAACGUUCGGCGACGAAAAAGCUUCAACGUGACGCCACCCGGCAGCAAGCAGAAGCUCAAACCACCAGCGGUGCCAGUGGCAGCCGCCGGAUGGUAAACCGAUGUCGAAAAUCCCACUACCGAAGGGUGAGAAAACUAACACACCACCGAGUCGUAUUCCACCGCCGAAGCGGACCACACUCCAGGCGGGAAAGCAGUCAUCCAAGCUCGGUGCAUUGAAAACGUCUCCUGAUGGUGCCCUUAAGAAGUAACGGCGCAUAGCUAGCUUCCUUUUCUCUGUCGCUCUCUUUCGCGUAAUCUUAGCUAGCUUAUCUCAUGGAUGGUAGCAAUUGAAACA
Molecule: messenger RNA, 721 nt
Organism: Anopheles stephensi (Asian malaria mosquito)
Lineage: Eukaryota; Metazoa; Arthropoda; Insecta; Diptera; Culicidae
Exons: 2
Coding region: 1-603 (200 amino acids)
Source: RefSeq, a predicted model, not a curated record